Fusarium odoratissimum NRRL 54006 is the source of this 3733-nucleotide messenger RNA. RefSeq lists its product as uncharacterized. Gene Ontology annotation, cellular component: cytoplasm. The record is from RefSeq and is a predicted model, not a curated record. NCBI's taxonomy places the organism in Eukaryota, Fungi, Ascomycota, Sordariomycetes, Hypocreales, Nectriaceae. Gene Ontology annotation, molecular function: exopolyphosphatase activity. The transcript has 2 exons. The coding region runs from base 317 to 1501 and encodes 394 amino acids.
UGCCUAAAGACUGGGUGAAUGCAGAGAAAAUGCAUGUAUACAACUAAUGCUAUAGCUUUCUCAUCCUCAGUAAGCACAGCUACUGCAAAGUCGUUGACUCUGACCCAACUGUAAGGAUGGGGCGAGCUCAUCAAGUGACAUUGAUGUUCCCUGCAAAAUUAUUCUUGGUGACGUCUUGACCAUUUAAGCUUUGACUUACAACUUACAUAAAACACAUGCAGGGACUCUUGUGAGUUUUGUUUUUUUAAACAUCUAGGUGGCUUAUUUUUCUUCUUUUACGCACUUUUAUUCCUUUCUUCUCAUUUUUGCAUCAGACAUGGCGAUUUCUGUCAAUAUGGCUUCGAGAUUGUCUUUGGGCGGCUUUUUGGCCAAAGCGAGAGCUGCUUUGACAGCUCCGGCGGCGCAACGAAAGGGACCUCUUACUUUUGUUGUAGGGAAUGAAUCAGCUGACCUCGAUUCUCUCUGCUCAGCUCUUGUCUACGCUUAUAUGCGCACCCAUACCCCCCCUCAUACCCUACACAUUCCCCUCUCAAACCUGCCCCGCGAUGACCUCGCUCUUCGCACCGAGAUGUCAGCAGUUCUCAAACACGCUGGACUCACUCUCAAAGAUCUCCUAACUCUAUCUGAACUUCCAGACUUGAAACCUGAGGAAACACACUGGUUGUUGGUUGAUCAUAACUCCCUCACAGGUCCACUUAAGAAGUUUUCGGAUCAUGUUACUGGUUGUGUCGAUCACCAUGCCGAUGAGAACGUCAUUGGCAAAGAUGCAGACCCAAGAGUCGUUGAACCUUGUGGAAGCUGUAUGAGUUUGGUGGUCGAUGAGACGAGGAAGACCUGGGAGGAGAUUUCGCACCAGGAUCCUGAGGAUAGCGAUGCGGCUACGGAGAACGACAAGCUUACUAGACUUGCGCUUGCUCCUAUUAUUUCCGACACGAUAAAUCUCACGGCCAAGGAAAAGGUUCGAGAGAAGGAUUUGAAGUCGGUUGAAUUCCUUGAGGGGCGCAUUCACGAUAAAUCCUUUAACCGCACAGCCUACUUUGACGAGAUCUCCGCUGUGAAGGAGGAUAUUUCUGACUUGAGCUUCCGCGACAUUCUGCGCAAAGACUACAAAGAAUGGGAUGGUUCAGGUCUAAAGCUUGGAAUAAGCUGCGUGGUACAAGACUUCAACUACCUCGUCGGCAAAGCCGGUGCUUCAGAGCCGUUGAUCGAUGCCUUCGAGGACUGGGCGAAGGAGCGCGAGCUCGAUGUGGCAAGCAUAAUGACAACGUCCCAUCCCAAUGGGGAGUUUCAGCGCCACCUGCUUGUCUGGGGUGUCACUGACCAAGGUCGUGAGGCGGUGGAUAGGUUUGUGCAAGCUGGUGAUAAGUUGAAGUUGGAGACGUGGAAGGAGGGAGAGCUGGAUCAUCAUGGGCAUAAGAGGUUUGCCUGGAGGCAGAAGGAACUUGCUGCUAGUAGAAAGCAGGUUGCGCCUUUGUUGAGGGAGGCUCUUAAGAAGAGUUGACUGCAAGGGCUGCAGAGUUCCAAGAUAUAACUGCAUGAAUGGAGAGCGAUACGUCACUGAAAGAGGAUAUAUUAUUGCAAGUCAUGAGGUUCUACUUGAGACCUUGACCGAGAAAUCAUAUUCCUAGAUGCAUCAUGAUAUUGUUACAUAUGAUUUGUUAUACACAAGACCCGAACCCAUACUAUGCUUUUCCAAUGCCUAUUUGUGAAACUAUUGUUCCUCAGUCAAAUCCGGUUCCUUAGACGCAUUCAUGCCUUGAUACAUUCUCUGCCUAGCAAAGUACCCAGAAGUCUCAGUAUGGAGAGCCUCAACCUCCUUUAACAUCUUGAGAUACUCUCUGUUCGCCAACCUCUGCUUGCCAUAAUGUGAAUGUCCUCUAAGAUCACCAGCGUUCGAUUCCAAGAGCUUUGCAGCCGCUGGAUCAGCAACCCUGAUGCACGCCUUGAGCGAGCCGUACAGUGGGCCAAACAUGGGCAGGGGUUUAGGCUCGUUGAUCAUCUCAUCAUACACCCAAUGUAGAUUCUCGAUGCAAAAGACCUGGUUAUUGGUACGUGCCAUAGCUUCGUAGACCGUUUUGUAGACAUAUGAGCUCCUGGGUUUCUUGAAGAGAGAUGGUCUGCGGAAUGUGUCCCAGAAUCGGGGCCAGUCCCCUCGUUUCGCGUAGGCGGACAGCAGACUGCUCGUUUGAGUGUUGUUGAAUCGACAGUCCUUCUGCACCAUGAGUGUUUCGAGGUUCUUCUGAGCACGCGCAAGCUGAGGUUGUCCGAAUGAUGGUGAUGACAGACCUCCCUCGAUGAGCGUGAAGAACAUCUCAUCGGUCCAGAUGAUCAUGCCUCGCUCCUCGGCCGUUAAUAGGAUCUGGUCGACAAGAGUGAGCCGUGACCCGGAAGCAGGCUCGACUGCAGGCGCUGUCAUAGCAUCGCGGACGAACUGAUAGAUUUGGCUCUGACCAAGGGGUAAUCCAACCAGCUGAAUGUGUUCAAAGCGCUUACGGACCUGUUCCAGAUCCGGAGUCGGCUGCGCUGAGUGAUCAUGCAGGUCAGCGAUUUCAUCUGAUACGACGGGAGAAGUGUGAAUAAUAUGUGAAGGCUCUGGUGAAAGCCGUCGGGCGCUCGUGGUGUAGGCGCGUCGUUGUUGGGACGCUUUGUGUAAGGCUUGCCAUUGUUGAGCAGAUUCCGACUUGGGGAGCUGAACUUUGGCGGCCAGAAGUUCAUCAAGCUCCUCAGGGCUGUUGAUCUUCUCACCACGAGCUUGCUUGUUUUCUCGCAAACUCUUCUUGAGAACGGUCUGCCACAAACUCUCGAGGUCAAGCUCUGCACGCCGGGAUUCUGUCAUACACUGGAUAACAACUGUGGUGCCUGUUUGAGGAGCACCAAAACCAGAGAAACGGCCGCUAUCGUCCACCUUGGCAGCUUCAUCGAUGCUGUCGCUGUUGGAGGAGAAGUUCACGCAGACCCAUCCUGUCGAGAUACCAUUGUCACCACCAGGAAUAAUAGCAGUAUUCGUACCCAUUAACUUGGCCUUUUUCCGAAGUCGACGGAGCUUCGUCCUUAGUUCACCAGGCCCAAUCAAUCCAUCGGCUCUUGCAGAUAUGUUGUGGUUUUUUCGGAGCCAUCGCACAAAGCGACCAGAUGAAAUGUGAAGAUGUCGUUCGCUUCGAGCUGUCGCAAAAAGCAUGAUCAAGUUGGGACCAAGAGCAGCUGGAGGAUCAAGGUCGCGCAUGUCCAGCAUAGAAAUCUCAUCUAAUCCCAUAUCCUCGAAUAUGUAUUUCACCAUUGGUUCUAGGACCUCUGGUGCACCUUCGGGUAUUUUUGGUAAUUGGACGGCAUGCUGAUUCUCGGGGUGUCGCGGGGGCUCGACUUCAAGAAACCAGGGAACAUCUUCAGGAUCUUCGGCCUCUUCUGUAGCUUCGAGUUUUGAAUUGAGAGCAUCGCUUGGAGGAACCGGACUCGAAGACUCUUUUUCGAUUAUCGUAUCGUUCACUUUAACAUCCGAAUAGAACCUUGUCGCUAGAGGAAGCCGUCGUGAAGUGGUCUGUGGCAAGCUGCGAAAAGAGCUUGUGGCUGGCCUUGAUACAACAGCACGAAUAAUAGCGGAUUGGCAUUGGCGGCAACUCAAUGCCGCAGCCGCAGGUCGAGUGAGCAUGUUGAAUUUGAUCUCUCGAUUGAGAUGCAAGACUAGAAAAUCAGAGUCACGGAGCUAAAGAAGCGUAGAGCGUCAUGGCUGAAUUUG